Molecule: messenger RNA, 8377 nt
Organism: Gryllus bimaculatus (two-spotted cricket)
Lineage: Eukaryota; Metazoa; Arthropoda; Insecta; Orthoptera; Gryllidae
Source: the annotation of a GenBank genome assembly
CGGGAGUAGCGGGUCCCGCCGCGGGAAAGGGCGCCGUGGGAGAGGCGCGGGCGCUGCUGGACUCCAGCGAGGACGAGGACGAAGAAGACGCCUUGGGAGGACGGGGAGGCACCGCGUACUUCUUUGGGGAGCUGAUGGGGACGUCGCACUCGUACCGGCGCAGCGUGCGCGCGGCGAUGGCGGCGUGCGUGGUGGCGCUGCUCAUCCUGGCGCUGGUGAUCGCCGGCGCGGUGCUGCUGGCGCGCCGCGGCCCGUCCUCGUCGCGGCCCGGGGAGGCCGCCGCCGCCGGGCGUAGCGUCGACGCCGGCGACGUGCUGGAGAGCCGCUUCGCCGCGCAGGGCUUCAACGGCUCCUGGGUGGACGACACGCGGCUGCUGUUCCGGGACGACGCCGGCCGCCCCAUGUUGUUUGAUGCCACCACGCGCACCUCGCGCGCCCUCCUCAAGAACCACGGCCUGAUCCCAUCGUCGACCAUAAAACUGGAGCUCUCUGCAGACCAUAAGUACCUACUGGCUGUGUACAACUACUCAAAGGCGGCGGUGGAGACGCACGCGCCUGGCGACGACCCCCGCGUGCUGCAGCUGGCCAUCUGGGCGCCCACGGGCAACGCCAUCGCCUUCGUCUACCACAACGACAUCUUCUACCGCGCCUCGGCCGCCGCCGACGCCGAGACGGUGCGCCUCACCUCCGACGGCUCCUUCAGCACCGUCUACCACGGCGUGCCCGACUGGGUGUACGAAGAGGAAGUGUUCAGCUCCAACACGGCCAUGUGGUUCUCGCCCGACAGCAGCAAGCUGGCGUACGCCACCUUCAACGACACGCGCACGCGCGUCAUGACCAUCCCGUACUACGGCUCGCCCACCGUGCUCGAGUUCCAGUACCCGCGCGCCAUCAACCUGCGCUACCCCAAGCCAGGGACACCAAAUCCCACAGUAUCUCUGACUGUAGUGCAGCUGGGAGGAGAUUCUCCAAAGAGUGUAAAAUUGGCACCACCAGAAACUUUGAGGGAACCCAUUUUAAGUACCGUUACUUGGGCAAAUGAUGAUGAAGUGGCUGCUAUUUGGAUGAAUCGGGUUCAGAACAGAGGUGAACUAGUGGUCUGCACAGCAAUGGCAUCUCAAUGCACCACUAUACAAAGUCUUCAUGAAGAAGCAGGAUGGCUGGAUCUCUUUGUUCCUCCUAUUUUCUCCAAGGAUGGAAAACGUGUGGUGUUUGUGUAUCCACAAAAUCAAAGCAAUGAUGCAGGUGCAUAUAGACAUGUGACAUUGAUUGAGCGAGAACCCAAAUUUGACUCUCUAAUAUCACUUACAUCAGGCAAAUUUGUUGUAACAGAAAUUCUUGCUUGGGAUGAAAAGACCCAUCUUGUGUAUUUCCUUGGUACUGAUGAAAACGAUCCAGCAACCUUACACUUAUAUAGUGUAUCAGAUAAUGCUAGCACAGCACCAAAUCAACACACGUGUAUUAGUUGUCAAUUUAAGACACGUGCUUCUGGCAAAUCUUGUUUGUAUAAUAAAGCAUCCUUUAGCAAGGAUUGUUCCUUCUUCAUGCACAGCUGCAGUGGACCCGACGUUCCUGAAGUUAGCUUGUAUGAUAAGGAAAACAAACAUGUGAUGAUUUGGGAGGAUAAUCAAGAAGUUCGAGAACUUCUGAAGGAUCGAGUACUGCCAACCAUCAAGCAGAUGAGGGUAGAUGUUCCUGGUGGCUUUCAAGCUUUAGUCCAACUGCUUCUUCCUCCAAAUAUGGAUACUUCUGGUCAUACCAAGUACCCUCUUCUUGUUAAUGUAUAUGGAGGUCCAGAUUCCACACAAGUGACAAAACGUUUCAAUGUUGAUUGGAGUUCUUACUUAACUGUAAAUCAUAGUAUAAUUUAUGCAGCCAUUGAUGGCAGAGGUUCUGGCCUCAAAGGCAACAGAAUGCUUUUUUCUGGAUAUCGACGAUUAGGAAGUGUAGAAAUAGAUGAUCAAGUUAAUGUAACUAAGUACCUGCAAGACACCUUAUCUUUCAUUGACAAGAACCGUACAGCUAUAUGGGGUUGGAGCUAUGGUGGUUAUAGUACAGGAAUGGCUCUUGCUAAGGACAAACAAGGUGUUUUCAAAUGUGGAAUUGCUGUAGCUCCUGUAACAGACUGGGCAUACUAUGAUACAAUUUACACUGAAAGGUAUAUGGGCCUUCCGACACAAUCUGAUAAUUUAGAUGGUUAUGUUGAAUCUGAACUUAAUAAUAAGUAUGAAAACUUCCGAAACAAAAUGUUUUUCCUGGUACAUGGAACACUUGAUGACAAUGUGCAUUAUCAACAGUCCAUGAUGCUAUCAAAAGUGUUGGAGCACCAUGAUAUUCUCUUCAGACAACAGAGUUACCCAGAUGAGGAACAUGGACUUGCUGGAGUAAGGCCUCAUCUUUACCAUAGUCUGGAGAAUUUCUUGGAAGAGUGUUUCAAACUAAAAUGAAAUAAAUUUUUAUGUUCAUUGUGAACAAAAGUACACAUUUUCAUCACAGAAGAGACAAAUGCUGCAUUUUCAAUGCAAGAAAAUUUGGGACUAAGUCGUGAUGGAAUUUUGUAUUGCUGGAGCUUUUGUGACUUAACAAGAUUUCUCACGACAUCAAGAGCAGCUGAGUUUUAUUAAUUGUUUUCCAAGUUCAUUGACUUUCAUAUUUUGAGACAAUUCAGUUUUAGACAUUUAUUUUAGAAUAAGAUAUACUUCUGCUUUACUUGGCUGAAUGUAUGUCAUGUUUUUAUGAAAGAGAGUAUGUACUUAGUUCUGAAAUACCAUGAAGAAAAUCGCAUAGGUAUUUCAAGACUGGCUGAUUCACUGUCAGGUUUUACUGAGCAGUGUUACAUUUGAUAUUAAUGAGCUUUCCUUGAAUGGAAGUCAUUACAGUGGCCAUUAUUGUAAAAAGAGAUGUCGAGUUGAAUGAUCAUGAAUGGAAUGAUGAAUAUUAUGGACAGAAGGAAAAAGUUUGUGAAGUGAUGGUACACAGGCUCAUGAGCCAAAGGUGAAGAACUAGUCAUGAAGAGACAAGCUGAAGCCUAUAAGAUGAUUUACACAAAUUAAGAAAUGGGUCAUAUGUGCUGUUUUUGUUUUUAAUAUGCCAUAGUUUUUCAAUUCAAUUUUUAUAUUUUUAUUUCAGUGUGGACAAUAUUUCUGAAAGCAAAACAAAUAUUGUUACUGGCGGUUAUGUAGAGGCACAAAUAUUUCCAUGAGAAAAACAGUAUUAUGUUUUAUGUGAAAUAUUAUCAAUGUGAACCAAGUGCAAUUAUAACCGUACCUUCCUAGCUUAUGAAUUAGCUUUUAUAAAUUUUUCACAAUUCCGAGAAGAUAAUUGUAGAAUCUUUGAGAUAAAAUUUAGAAAAAGAAGUUGAUUGACUUGUAAAAUUUCAACAAUGCAUCAGUUACUGAAACAAUGUUAAUGAAUCUCAGAUGGAAAUUUAAGGGUCAUAGUUAUUAAAACUGUAAACAUUUCAUCAAAUAUAUGACAUUUGUUUCUAAAUGAUUAAUUUGACUUCAAUUUAUUUCACCAUGACUAAUUUUAAAAUAAAAAUUGUGAAAUAUACAUUUACUUUUUUCAAUUAGAAAGUGCAAAGUAUGAUUUUUCAUUACAUUGUAAUAAAUUUCAACAACUUUCAUUGAUUAUCCUGUCAACAAUAUGAUGGAUGCUGAUGGAUAUAUAUUGUGUAUUGCUGAUACAGGAACGUUUUCAGUUAGUGCAGAAUGAAGAAGAAUUAAACGGGUCCUGGAAGAGUUCCAAAAAUGAUAAUUGCAUCUCAAUGUUUUAGAUCUCAUUUCUUCUGUAAUCACAAAUCCAUAUUAGUCAUUGAUUAUAUUGUUUUUAUUUUCUAUUACAGUUUUAUGAAUAACACCAUAGUGUUUUACAGUUAGGCUUGUUCUCAUAUACUUGACAAUCAUUACAUGGUGCUGUUGAAAGCAGAAACAGCUUUGUUUGUAAUUUUUAAUGUGAAUAAAACUCUCCAGAAACUGUACUUUAAUGUAACUUUUGUUUAUUUUUGUUGAUAAAAGUUCCAGUUCAGGAAACAGUGAUUAUUUGACAAAUAAGUACUUCAUUUUCUAUGUUCUCAUGUAUAAUAUAGUAUAGAGAAAGACCUGUAAUUCUGCUGAAAAAAUUUCUUAAUUUUUUACUGAAAAAUUUGUUUUGUGGGUUUCUAGUGCAGAAAAGUGAGUUUUUUGUGCUCCUUUAUAAAGUAAAUUAUUUUUUAAACACUUGGUGUAAACAUAAUGAAUGAUUUGUGAGUCCUAGAUGACAAAAAAGUGAUUUUCUGAAAUCCAACCUGAGUCUGUCAAUGUGUGGACACACUCCUAGCAUGUGAACUAUUUUCAGAAACCAAUGACAUUUUUCAAAAAUGGUUCCAAGUUUUUCUUUAAAUAUUUUGCUCAAAAAGAGAAAAUAUUAUGCAUUUCCACACUUCUUUGAAGUCUGAAUUUUUGAAAAUUCAUCAACUACAUAAUUGCAGAUAGAUUUAUUUGUGAAUAAAAUCUGUCUCUCCAAAUUAGAUCUUUAAUUAAUGUCAUACACAAUUUUUGAAAGUGGGAGUACUUUUUGUUUAAUUUUGAGUGAAAUCAUGGCAAAAAAAACAACACAAAGAAGAAAUUCUCAAAAAUGGUUCUAAAUUUUUACUUUUUUCUUUUUUUUCCCUCCCAAGGAGAGUAAAGAUGAACAUUUUUUGUGGUGUAACAGUUAUCAAAUUGGAAUGUUGUACCCAAGUUUGCAGGUUCAAAUCUGACCAAAGCCUUAGAUAUAUGAGUGAAAAAUCCUUCAAAUGGAGGGGAUGUAAAAGUGGCUGCCCCAUAUUAUUGAUUUACAGCUUGUAAAAGGUCUUCAAUCCUACAGAAAGCCUCUGAGUCUAAUUCUAAUUGUCUGUGACAUCGUCCAAGUGAUGCCUUCUUUCUCAGCCAGAUGGCAAAAGGAGUGUAUUAAAAUUUGCAAAAUGUGAAAAUGUUCAAAUUCUUUUCAAAUUUUAUUUAUGCCUUUAAUAUUGAAGCUAGAGAUUGCUUUGUAAAUACAAAGUAUUUCUAAAUAUUAGAUUUUCAAAUAAUUUCAUGUACCCUUAUUUUAAAAAUAUUAGUAGUUUUCGUGUAAUUUCUAGUUGUCAUAUUUUACACCUUGAGUCUCAAAUAUUGAUUAAAUAUUUUAAAUAAAUGUUCAGUAGUGGCUAGAACCCCAAAAGCUGCUCAAUGCUGAACAUCCAGGAGGAGGAGAGAGUGACCUUUAAAUAUUUUAAUCAAACAAUUAGAUAAAACAAAUGCAGUGAAAAGCAAUAAACUCCUUCUCUGGAGCCUUCUAUAUGCAACAUACAGCACUCCAUGCCAUUUCUAUAUUUGUUAGGAAUUUAAAUGAAAUUGCUGUCUUGACUAUUAGAAUGAAGUGUUGCAUUUACUGGUUCAUGUAAUAUUUGGAAAAUGCUCAUUAUUGAAAUCACGUUUUUAUCAAAUGAAAAUUUUAAGAAAAAACUAAAUCUCCCUAUUUUUAUGGAGGAUUACAAAUGUGGACUUUGCUUGCCUGGGUAACACAUACCUGAAAUCUUCAAUAAAAAAUAUUACUCUUUAAAAUGAUACUUAACCUUUUAUAAUAAUGUUCUCACUUUUCAUUAAAAUGUUACUCAGUAAAUGGUCUAGUGUAUAGUCAACUGAAGCAGCUGGUGUUAUUGAGUUUGAGAGAAGAAAAAAUUCUUGCUAAACUAAUCACAUGAUUUGCUAAACUACAUGCAUUUUCCCAGUGAUCAAAAGUUUGUACCUGCCCUAUUUUAAAGUAAAAUUGAAAAAUAUGUUUCCUCCACCUAUAGUUUGGAAAACUUAUUCAGAAAAUUUAAAACAGAGUUACAAUGGACGACGUUCAUCUAUGCCAUUCGAUGGCCUUAUGGUUUGGCGAAAACAAGAAAAUCAUUCAGACAAUAGUUAUUGUCUCAGUAAAGUAUCUGGUUAUAAUAAGAAGAAUAUAGAGGCCCUAUUCUAUCCUAAUUUUCCAUCAGCAAUAAGACCUGUGCCACAUGGACCAGAUGUUUCAAUAUCCAUAUCACCUACAGCAAAACCAGAAAGUACUACCAGUUUUUAUUCUUAGAGUGCAGAAGAACAUGAUCUAGACUUCUCAGAAUUAGAUCACACUCCAUACCCAUUGACACAAUCCCUAUAAAAUGAUUUGUUAUGUGACAUGGGUCUUUUGAAACAGAAGAGUGAACUAUUAGGUUCCAGAUUGAAAGGUAAAAAAUAGGCACAAGAACAACUUUUUUGGUACAGACAUUGGGAAGAAUAAAAAAUAUUUUGCAAAGGUAGUGGAUCUUCUAUUCAGUUUGGACACACUCGGCUUGAUUGGUCGCCUAGGAAAAACAUAAAUCAGAAGAUAGGUGUUUUUAUUUUGACUCUAAUAAAUGAAGUCUAAAAGGUGUUCUUCUGCCCAACUUGCUUCAAUUCCAACAACUCAUUUUACAUCUCUCAAGGAAGCUUAUCAAAAUUUGUAUAAUAUUAUAGAAACAAUUUAAUGUAAUGGACACCAUCGCUAUGUAUACUGUGAUUUUAAAGUGUGCGUUAUCUUAUUGGGAUAUCAAGGAGGAUACUCCAAAUUUCCAUGUUCCUUAUGUGAAUGGGUCUUCAGACCUAGAGAAAGACACUGGGAAGAUACAGAUUGGCCGAAAAGAAACUUAGUGCAAGGAACAAAAAAUGUAAUUAAUUGCCCACUUAUUAACUCACCAAAAAUGUGGCUACCUUGCCUGCAUAUCAAACUAGGAAUAAUGAAGAAAUUUGUAAAAGGUUUGGACAAAACUGGUUCUUUCUUUUAACAUCUUGUGCAAAUGUUUCCAUUGUCAGUAAGAAAAGUGAGAGACGCUUUUGAUGGUCCAACCGAUUCACCAACUAAUUAAAGAUGUCAGUUUCAAAAGUGCAAUGACUCUUGGUAAAGCAUGGGACUUAUUGAAGGAUGUAACCAACAAUUUUCUAGGUAAUAUGAAAGAUGUCCAAUAUGAGCCGGAUAACAAUGCUCGACAAAUUUAAGGUACUUGGAUGUAAAAUGAGCUUGAAUUUAUAUUUUGUCCAUUCCCAUCUUGAAUACUUCCCAGAAAACUUAGGAGUGCUAAGUGAAGAAAAGGAGAGAAAUAUAAUCAAAAUAUGAAACAGAUAAAAAUGAAGUACCAGGGUCGAUGGAAUUUCUCCAUGGUGGCAGACUACUGUUAAUUUUUAUAAAGGGACAAAACUCGUCUGGACCAUAAACCUCAAACAACUAAGUUCAUUUUCCGCAAAGAGGAGAAAAUUGUUUUCCUAUGGUGAGUGUGAAAUUUCUCUGUUCAUUUUCAACUAUUGUAUCAGUGGAAUUAAUAUUUUACAAUGUUUUAUCCAUUUCAAAAUAUGCUCAUGAAAAGGGCUGAGAGCUCAUUAAAACUUAAAUAUAUAUUUUCUGCACAGUACAAAAUCCAUAUAUGAUAAUUGGCAAUGGCAAGCAGAUCUGGAUUCAGCACAACAAUAUUAGGUUAGAGACGUUUUCAACCUUGUGCCACAGAACAUAAAGUUAACUUCACAGGACUGUGUAAUCAACUUCAACUUGCAAUAACUCACAAUUCAUGUCUAAAGAGUCCGAAAGAAAGUCUCUCUACUCAUGUGUAAAUUGUUUAGUCUAUGGGAAAGCAUUCCUCUAGGAAUCGUUCCAUCUUGCGAUAAUAAUGGGGCCAUACAGUGGCAAAACCAUGUCCUACAUCUGGAUACACCUGGAACUCGAAGGGGAUGUCCCGCCGCUGCAGCUCGCGCGCCAGGUUGAGCGAGUGGCGCAGGUGCACGCUGAGGUCGUGGGUGCCGUGGAUGAGCAGCAGGCGCUUCCCGCGGAAGCCCUCGGCGUGUGCCGUGAGGUCCGCGCGCGCGUACCCGGCCGCGUUGUCGUCCGGCGUCGGCAGGUGCAGGUAGCGCUCCGCGUACAGGGCGUGGUAGUGGUUCCAGGAGACGACGGGCGAGACGGCGAUGGCGCAGCGCACGGUGCGCGUGGCGUCGCGCGCCAUGGUCAUGGCGGCCAGGUAGCCCCCGCGGCUCCACCCCCACACCGCCACGCGCGCCGCGUCGAUGUAGUUGAAGCGCUCCACCAGCUCCCUGAUGGCCUCCAGCUGGUCGUCCACGUCGUCCUGUCCGAUGCCCUUGUGCGGGGGCCCGUUGCCCGCCGCCACCACGGCGUACACCACGCUGCGGUUGGCCGCCAGGUGCGCGCGCCAGUCCACGUUGAAGCGCUCCGACGAGCGCUGCGCGCCGUCCCACUCCUCGUUCAUGUCGAGCAGCAGCGGGUACUUGGCCUUGGCGACGUCGUAGUUGGGCGGCAGCCAGAGGCGCACGCGCGCGCGGCGCCCGCGGCGCAGCAGCAGCUCCGCGCGCGCCUCCCAGGGCAGCACGACGGC